CCAAUUAACAACUUCAUUUUACCGUUCGCGCUGCUCGAGUCAAGAUGUUUCCCGCCAAAUCAUAUUUUUUAAAAGUGCUGACGUCGUUUAUUCUUUUUGUCUCCUGCCUGGCCAGUUACAAUGAACAAUACAGAGUUCCAUACGCGGUUUCGGAUCGGUGGGAAAGUUAUAUAUUUGAUGAUAGAGAAUAUAUUGUACAAAAUCUGCCAGUUGUAUGGGAGAAUGCUAAUAUUUUGUGCCGAGGCCAUCACAAUGGGACACUCGCAAUCAUCGACACGAGGGAAAAAGCGGAAUUCCUUGCUGAAGCCCUGUCUGAAUUGCAGUUUCCCAUAGAAUCCGUAUGGGUGGGCGCACGUCGUGCCUCCGCGGACGACCCGGAGGGGUACCGCUGGGGACACGGCGUGGAGUUGCGUCGUACAUCUGCUGACGUGCUGCACUCGGAGCUGGACGCCGCUGAUGAUGGACGGUUUCCUGUGUGGCUAAACCGCACACGUAUACCAGUGCCCGAAGGGGGCGCGGAUUGCGUCGCGUUGGAAAGGGUCAAUCACGACAAGCCUGUGUUUUUGGACCUGCCUUGCAAUCUGGAAAGGCCUUUUGUGUGCGAAAAAGACGCACAAACGCAAGUGCGCGUUCGCGAAGCGGGCACAGUGCGGUGCGGCGGCGGUGCGUACCGCGUGUUCGGGGGACGACUCGAUUGGCACCAAGCGGCCGCUUUCUGCGUUAUGAAUAGGAUGACAUUAGCAAAUAUUGGAUCUAUGAAGUGUUUGAAAAAAUUGGGACUGACUAUGUUGAAAGCACGACCAAGUAUAGAGGGCGCAUGGGUCGGGGCCCGCGGUAGUGAGGGUCGCUGGGAGUGGCUCGAUACAGCGAGGAGUAUCUUUGAGUCGAGUGACCUCACUCAAGGGGACUAUGGAGUGUGGCCGCCCAUGAGAGACGCGUCAAAUGUAAAGCAGAGCGGUUGUCUGCAAAUCGAUAGACACGAAACAAAAUCCCCUAUUUUCAUGGAAGCAAGAUGCGAACGGAGAAUGCAAUUUAUCUGCUACAAAGCCUUCCACUCAGUAUUGCCAGCUCGCAGAACAACAAUCCCCCCGCUCAGCGACGACAACUACUACUACGUGUUGGUCCGCCAAAUGUUCACUUGGCAACACGCGUUCGAUAACUGCAAGGCAAUGAACGGGACGUUGGCCGGGUUGGACAGUCAAGAAGUUAUGAUUGAGUUGUUGUUGGCUAUGGGAGAGAAUAGGGAUGAACCGGUAGAACACAUCUGGGUAUCGGGUCGUUUGAAUGUGACACGUGACACGAGUGAUGAGCUCACUUACACGUGGUACAACCCCAGCACGGGCAAGAUUAUACCCGGCCCCAAGAGUGCAGACGCUUUGUAUAUACCCCCAUGGUUGAGUGAAGAGUGGUCAGCAUCCAACGCCUGUCUCAACCUGGACCGGGAAGCACAUCUCACUGGUCUCGUGUACGGGAUGAAAUGUGAUACACCGCAGUACUCUGUUUGUGCUAUCGAAAAAGCUGUGAAGGCUGGACCUACAGAACCUACUUUGACUGAAGAAGCGACACAACAAUUAUAAAUAAUUUAAUGUAUUCAAUAAUUUUAAUUUAUAAUAAUGUAUAUUUAAUUUUAAUUUGAACCACAAUUUUUUAUUAAUUAUUAUUGGAUUAUU
Colias croceus (clouded yellow) is the source of this 1670-nucleotide messenger RNA. RefSeq lists its product as uncharacterized. Lineage: Eukaryota; Metazoa; Arthropoda; Insecta; Lepidoptera; Pieridae. The transcript is spliced from 13 exons. Bases 45 to 1577 code for a protein of 510 amino acids. The record is from RefSeq and is a predicted model, not a curated record.